Cyclospora cayetanensis is the source of this 2334-nucleotide messenger RNA. RefSeq lists its product as uncharacterized. The record is from RefSeq and is a predicted model, not a curated record. Gene Ontology annotation, biological process: regulation of DNA-templated transcription. Bases 1 to 2334 code for a protein of 777 amino acids. Lineage: Eukaryota; Apicomplexa; Conoidasida; Eucoccidiorida; Eimeriidae. The transcript has a single exon. Gene Ontology annotation, molecular function: DNA-binding transcription factor activity.
AUGACGCAUGGUGGGGGCCAUGUGCCGGCCUCGGCUAUCGCCUCAAAGCAAAAAGAACAGAAGACAGCUGCCGAGUUGCAUCAGGGACGCUUGGCUCGGGAUCUCGCAAUGUCUUUAGACAUUGAUGAGGAUAUGCUGAGCAAUAUCACUGGGACUUUAUCCCGGCGGGAGCCAGGCACUUCUGCAGGGGAAUCUUCAGCUGCUGGAAUGACGACUCGUAGCACAGCAGUGGCGUCUUCUGGUGGUGGCACUGCAGUUGCUACACCAGUUGACGAUUUCGCUACAGCAUUUGAAAAGUACAAAGCUGGGCGCACGGCGCAUCCAUCUGUAGAGGGCAGACAGCCAGUGGCCCUCUCAUCCCCAGACAGUGCGGCGUUGCUGUGUUCAGCAGUAGACCUUUCUUGCCUUCGAGAAGAGCCCCAAGUAUCUGGCGUUGGCGCUGUCUCUGCCACGCAGACGGGCUGUGGUGGUUUAUCUGGGGUUGCAUCAGAGUCGCAAGGCAUGUCCGAGUCGGGAGAUAAGUCGGUGCACCAGCACAGUGCAGACUCCUCGGCGCUGAAGACCGCCACGAACGGCUUUUCUGCAGCAGAACGCUCGGAAUUUUCAUGUGGCAGCGCUGUUUUGGGAGGUUCUACUUCUAGUAGGGGCGUUUCCCGCACUGCAGACGCUCAGCACGGCAAUAAGGCUUUUACCUCAGAAGAGGACAUUCUUAGCAGCUCUUUGUUCUCGAAGUUGCUGAAAGAGUGCCAGGCUAACGGCUGCUUUCUAUCUGAUUUGACCAAUGAGCGUCCCGCUGCGCGCCAUAAAACCGAGGCGGUAGACAGGGGCCCUGGUCUUUCGCCAGAGCUGAUGGCGUUGCUGCAGCAUCGCCAGCUUUGCCGUCUAGCAGAGAAGACAGGAACCUCAAAGCGGUUGCUAGCGAGUGCAGAAAGCACUGUGUGCAACAGCAACAGCAACAGCCGCCGCACUAGCAGCUGCAGCCCAGGAGGAGAGGAUGAUGGUAGCGAAGAAGCACGUGCGUACAAGCGCCGGAUUAUUGAAAUGCAUUUACUGGAUGAGCGCCGCAGCAGUUUUGCCAGUUCCAGCCGCAGCAGUGGAAGUGGUGAUUUGAAACUUCUUGCAGCUUCUCUAGCUAGCUCACGUGAGGGUGUCAUGGCCGCUGGAGAUGGUGGAGGUCAUGAACGCAAACAGCGACUGGACGGUGCUCCAGCGGAUUCACCGUCGAACCCAACGUCCCCGUCGUAUCUGGCUGAGCUGCAGUUCAUAGAGCGUGUGGCUGCAGGCGAGUCAUUUUUGAACGAGGAUACACUUACUGCGUCUUCUCUGCGAGGGCCCUUGGGUUACUACAGCGUGUGUGAAGCAGCAGGCAAAGAGGACUCCACCCAGCGGCUGUACCCCAUUGUCCGUGGAGUGUCUCGCGACAACACGAAGAAGCGCUGGGCCGUUUACUGGAAAGGAUACAGGCGGUACUUCUACGACAAAUUUUUCGAAAGCUGCAUUGAGGCUUACCGCAGAGCCGUCCAAUUCAGGCAGCAGGCCACCACAGCAGCCGCGGCAGUGGCUGCCACAGGGAACACCGCACACCUCAUCGCGGCGGGACUUCAAGGGAACCCGACAGGAUCUGCAGCCACCAAGCAGCCACUGACCAAAGUAGACUCAGCAGAGUCGGUCACAGCUGUGUUGGCCUCAGCAGCUGCCGCUGUAGCUAGUCAGGCAAACACCGACGGCCGCAAGGGAAAAUUUUCCUCGCCUUCGGGAUGCGCAAGUACUGCCCGCAACACUGCUUCGGACAACGACCGAGCACUAGUUUGCCUGUACAAAGAGGCCAUCCUUUUCGUGAUUGAUGACUUGAGGAGCAACGUUGUGACACAGUACCUGUCAGCUAGAGCAUCCUCUAAUUCAGGUGGGACAUCUCCAGGAGCUCCGCAACAGUCAUCUGUUGAGAGUGCAGCGGCAAUGACAGCAAAGCGUCUGCUGGACCAGCUGCUGAUGGUGCAUUCUAAUCUUGUAGGAAACGCCACCUCUGCCUCAGAGCUCCAGCCGUCGCUCAUGAUUGUCGCCCCUUGUCUUGAGGACCUAAAACUUCCCAGCCAGCAGGGUACUCAACAGCAGUUGCUGAUACUGCAAUCAAUACUCGCCAUGCAUAUUCAGCAGCUUCUGUUGCUAUCGCGCUACCUGAAUAAGGGGGGUCUUAUCUCUGUAGCAGACUAUGAGAGUUCGGGUGGAAAAUCCGAACAUGGGAAUAUUAAGGGAGAAACUGCUAAGACGGAGGCGUCUGUUGCUGCCGUUCAGGAGGAGGCGAAGGAUCAACGACCCGCGUUGACUUCCUCAUGA